Molecule: messenger RNA, 1757 nt
Organism: Cynocephalus volans (Philippine flying lemur)
Lineage: Eukaryota; Metazoa; Chordata; Mammalia; Dermoptera; Cynocephalidae
Gene: SCO1
Product: protein SCO1 homolog, mitochondrial
Exons: 6
Coding region: 26-943 (305 amino acids)
Biological process (GO): mitochondrial respiratory chain complex IV assembly
Source: RefSeq, a predicted model, not a curated record
GAAAGAGGUGCGGUUGCCCAAGCUCAUGGCGGUGCUGUUGGUAGGGUCUGGCCGCAUGAUGCGGCCACCGGGUGGGUCACUUUGGCAUCUCUUGCCUCGCGGACUCUGGCUUUGGGGCCCGGCGGAGGGGACCGCAGGAGUUUUUCUGAGGCAGUUCUGCGCGCGGCCGAUGGACGUGCGGCGGGCUUCGGGGCUCGCUGGCAACUGCCUGGGAGGCCGACUCCUUAGCACAGCGAUGCCGCCACCCCCGGGGUCGUCAGGGCCCGAGCCGAAGAGAAGCAGAGACCCCACGCGCCCCUCGAAGCCCGGGCCUGUUUCCUGGAAGUCUUUAGCAAUCACGUUUGCUAUUGGAGGAGCUUUAUUGGCUGGAAUGAAGUACUUCAAGAAAGAAAAGGCAGAGAAGCUAGAGAAGGAACGGCAUCGAAGCCUUGGAAAGCCUUUACUUGGGGGUCCAUUUUCUCUCACGACUCAUACGGGGGAGCCCAAAACUGACAAGGACUACCAGGGUCAGUGGGUAUUGAUUUAUUUUGGUUUCACUCAUUGCCCUGAUAUCUGUCCAGAAGAACUGGAAAAGAUGAUUCAAGUCGUGGAUGAAAUAGAUAGCAUUCCAAGUCUGCCAAAUUUAACUCCGCUUUUCAUCACCAUUGACCCAGAGAGGGACACAAAAGAAGCCAUCGCAAAUUAUGUGAAAGAAUUUUCUCCCAAACUGGUUGGCUUGACUGGCACAAAAGAAGAAAUUGAUCAAGUGGCCAGAGCAUACAGAGUGUAUUACAGCCCCGGCCCCAAGGACGAAGAUGAGGACUACAUUGUGGAUCAUACAAUAAUAAUGUACUUGAUUGGACCAGAUGGUGAGUUUCUAGAUUAUUUUGGCCAGAACAAGAAGAACGCAGAAAUAGCUGGUUCAAUUGCUGCACACAUGAGGGCGCACAGGAAAAAGAGGUAGCCAAAGCAGCAUUGUUGGAUGCAAUAUUCUCUUGCUAAAGAGGAAGGAAACUUUGUCUCCCGUUAGAGCCAAUGUGUGUAUAUAUAUGUGCAAACUACAGAAUGGCCUUCUUACCAUGAGGACAUCUAUAUUUUGGACGGGUAUGUUACCCUUGGCUUUAGCCAAGAUCAAUUCUUGGAAAUGUAAAGAUGACAACCAAGCAUCUCCCAAACAGCCGUCAUGAGACUGGAGGACCAAGUUAAAGUGGAGCCACUGCAGAGCAGACCUCCCAGCGGCAGGAUGCAGCAGCGGGAGGCACAGCCGUGCAGGGCCCUCAUGAGCAGGGCCCAGGGAGCAGCUUCACUGCCUCUCCAUUGCCUUGGACCCUUGCUCACACAGGUUGUGGGACUGAAUUUCACAGAAAGGGUGUAAUUUUCAUAGAGCCCUUGCUUUCCUCUACUUGAGUUCUUUGCUGUUCUGAGUUCCUGGUGGCUAGUAACAGUUGAAUUAGGCUUCCUGCCAUCCAGAGUUAAUCAUUAUACUUGAAAGCAUGAAUGAAGUCUUCCUUGUUAAUGAAUAUUAUUGUCAGGUUUGCAUUUCAUUCCCCUGUCAGCAGGUGUACAUGAGACUAAUGAAGAGGAAAUCUAUUGCUGGGAGAAACUGUUAAUUUGGUUUCUCUAGGUGCCUUUUAUGUGAUUUUUAGCUAACUGAUUUGUAAGCUUUUGAUGGCACACCAAUGGAAGUCGGUGGUAUUGAUUAUGAGUGUGACACAGAGUACUUUUCUGCAUAUUCUGGAUUGCACUUUGGGCAAAAUAAAGUUUUACAACUCAGAUAA